AUAUAGCAUGAAAAAAAAGUUGUGUACACAAAAAAAUACUGUUGUUAAAAUGUUCAUUUAGGAGACAUCCCCAAAAUGCGCGAGGAACCCGAUUGGUUUGGAAACAUGCACCCUAAUUUGCUUGCGCUACAUGUCUAUCAAGCUGAGGUAUUUUGACAGGUCUGAUCGAAGAUCUUAAAGCUGAACGCCUACCACAAAUGUGAGAUGGAUAAAACAGUAAGAUGACAUUAAAAACAGCAAUCAUGACAAUUACCAUUUGUGAAGUCGAUUUGAAAUCUAGUUAAAUAUUAAUAUGUCAUAUCAAGUAGACCUUGACAGUAACAGCUAAGCUGACUAGCGGCUAUUCUUGCACCUCUGAUUAAUGUAAUAAUAUGAAUUAAAAGGCCUACUUAAAAAAAUAAUAUGUUGAAUUAUUGCUCAGAUAUGGGCCUAAUGGACGUAAGACAACAACAUAUAAAUGCCUAUUGCAUGAGUAAUUCAUAGGGACCUUAGUGGACCAUAUUGAUAGGCCUACAACACUAAAAAUAGGCUACUAUGCUUAUUGAUUACAUCGUCUAAUUUACAGGUAAAAGUUUUGUCCAAUGUUGAGUGUCAACAAGGUUUCCGGGAAAGGCACAAAAAUUAUGAAAACUACAAAAAAAGAGGAAAAGAAAGAGAGAGGAAAGGCCAGAGCAAAAUGUCAGUAAGGAGAAAGAAAGGAUGCGGGCUCUGGCAAGAGAGACAGAGGAAAAGACGACUUUGACUUAAAAACCAAAGUUUAUCUGUACCCGGGUCUCCCAAGUGUGCAUAUAAGACAAAGCAGUCACUUGGGCGAGCAGUCAAACGAGUCCUUACUGCUCUUCCUCAAAGUCCAAACAAACAAAAAAAGGCAAAAGAUUUCUGAGGCAAUUGGAUUCAAUGGCUACACUGAAAAAAAAGGAAAGUAUUAGUCACCACAGAGCUCAUAAAACAAAAGGUCAGGGAGUUUUAUGUGCGUUAUGACAUCUCUCGACAGGCACCUGGUAAGAAAAAUGCUGUUGUUAUAAAAGAGGGUGGAGUUAAUAAGGAAUAUCAAAAGAGGCACUUAACUAUGUCUAUUUUAGAGGCAUUUAGAACCCGGAGGAUAGGAAAAACAAAAUUUGCAGAGCUGCGGCCAGGGGAGGUCUUCACAAAAGCAGAAACACCUCGUAAUGUUUGCCUCUGUAAACAUCACGAAAACACACAAAUGCUGCUUGAGAGUUUACACAAACACAUUCCUCGACAUGCCUUCCAAAGCAUCUCAACCUUUAUCAGAGCUCUGGUCUGCAGUCCUGACUCUGUGUGCAUGUUGAACAGAUGUGAGACCUGCUGUGAUGCAAUUCUCCUUAAGAACCUUAUUAGCAACAUCCCAGAUGAAGACAAGAACACCCAAACAACAUGGCCUUCAUGGGAAUCUGAAGGGGGGUUUCAGGUUAAACUGAUGAAGAGUGUAGUAUUGGGGGAUGUGCUUGCAUCACUGUUGGCUUCAGCCACUACAUUUCUUAAGCACUAUAUAAAAAGAAAACAAAGUGCAAUGUUCCAAGAGAAGAGAAAAGACACAAGUGAAGCUGUUGCAGUGUUACAGAUUGAUUUUGCAGAAAACUACACCCCUGCAUAUCAAGAUGAAAUUCACCUUUGGCUAAGCCCCGCCCCCCUUAGUUACUGUUGCUACGUCCGACAACUUCUGGGCUCUGGUUUUCUGACUGGUUAUCCUAAGACUCUGGUUAGGUAUCAACAACAUGGCUUAUGCUGACAGCUCUUCCUGCUGAACUUUUGUCAAACUUUUAUAAAGCAGCAAAUAAAGUGUCCGAUAGGAGUAGACAAAAGGGUCUGCAAUAUGCGUUCGAAGGCUAUAUUCAGGACAUACAGGUGAAACGCAAAGAACAACAAGGCAUCCAAAUAGAGGCAAAAGCAUACCGGUCACAGUCAAAAAAUGAACCACCGCAUAUCCUACUAAUCGAGACGGAGGCUGGGACUGACAAUAUCAAGGAGCAACACUGUUCAUGCAAAGCUGGCUCCACAGGGUUUUGCGCGCACAUCAUUGGGCUUAUCCAUACCCUGGAUCUCUGCAAGGCACAACACAUAAACGCUGUGCCAGUUCAGUCCUCCACAAGCUUACCCCAACAAUGGCAUAAGCCAAGAGGUGCUAAAGUAGCACCACAGCCUGUGACAGCAGUCGUUGUGGCCAGGGCCAAGACAGAGCGAAAACGGAGACCCAUCUUCUGCCAAUACAGCAAUGACAGGGCCAUCUCUGAGGUAACAGAUCAGGAUUUGUUGUUAUUGAGACAGCUGACAGGGACACCUAUGAGCUACAUAGCAAGCAAACCCCAGAUAGAUGUAGUGAUAGGUCAGGAGAAGUACCCUCUUGGAAGUGGCUUGAGCUACCAGCUCCCACUUUUGGACAACACUUCACAAGCAUCCUCCCUAUCAAACUCCAGUGACUUCCCAGCAUUCCCUUUGCCACCACAGCCAGGCUCUUUCUGUACUGUCCUUAAUAAAGUGCAAAUGGAAAGGUUCAGUACCAUAGUAGUCUCAAAGGCUGAGGCAGAGGCACUUGAGAAAAACACCAGACAGCAGAGUAGCAACAACAUCUGGCAUCAUGUCCGCUCUAUUCGCCUAACCUCAUCGUCCUUCAAAAGAAUAAUCUCUAGAAGAGCUGACUUUGAACAACUUGCCAUCAUCAUGCAGAGGAAGAAGAAGAGCAUCAUGGCAAAAGCCAUGAAGAGAGGCCUGGAGCUUGAGCCAGCCGCUGCAGCCCAGUAUGCGGUCAUCACUGGUAAUGAUGUGCAAGUGUGUGGGUUUGUCAUCAACCCUAAUGCCCCCUAUUUGGGUACAUCCCCUGACAGAAGGGUUCAGAGUGGUGAGAGUGAGACCUAUGGACUACUCGAAAUUAAAUGUCCAAUGAAAGUCAGCUACACCGAUUGCCAGUACCUUAAAAAGGGUAGCGAUGACACCUACAGGCUCAAUCGUACUCACGAAUAUUACUUCCAAAUCAUGGGACAAUUGGGGAUAACUGGGAUGCCAUGGUGUGACCUUUUUGUGUCAUGUGAAAGUGACUAUCACCUGGAGCGAAUUUGUUUUGAUCCCGAUAUGUGGAGGAAAAUAAAAGAUAAACUUGACUGGUACUUUUUUGAGCACUUUCUCCCUACAAUGUGCAAUGACAGUCCACAACCGUCCACAUGA
This is a messenger RNA of Alosa alosa (allis shad), 3180 nucleotides long. RefSeq lists its product as uncharacterized. Gene Ontology annotation, molecular function: zinc ion binding. The record is from RefSeq and is a predicted model, not a curated record. The coding region runs from base 1744 to 3180 and encodes 478 amino acids. NCBI's taxonomy places the organism in Eukaryota, Metazoa, Chordata, Actinopteri, Clupeiformes, Clupeidae. The transcript has 4 exons.